Messenger RNA from Saccoglossus kowalevskii, 336 nucleotides. RefSeq lists its product as uncharacterized. The record is from RefSeq and is a predicted model, not a curated record. Lineage: Eukaryota; Metazoa; Hemichordata; Enteropneusta; Harrimaniidae.
AUGAUCCAGACAGAAAUUCGUGCUGUGAUCAAGUAUCUCUAUGAAAAGGGGAUGACUCCCAAAGAAAUCCACGAAGACAUGGUCACGACACUUGGUGAGGACUCCCCUUCUUAUUCCACUAUAAAGAAUUGGGUUGCUAACUUUAAGCGAGGCAAGGAGAGAACGAAAGAUGGCCGAAGGUUUGAACGCCCACAAUCUGCCACCACGGACAAUCAGGUUGAGGCCAUCCAUCGCAUGGUAAUGAAUGACAGACGUGUCACUAUCCUACAUAUCGGGCAUUCACUAGGCAUCAUUUAUGGCGCAGCUCAAAAUGUUUUGUUGAACAUAUUGGAAUGA